CACGCGCGGCGACCAAUCGCGUCGCAGGAAGGUGCCUCGUCUUUAGGUUAGGCGCGUCUUUUCGCGUUGCUCGCACUGAGUCCUCGUUUUCUCUCUCUUCAAUACCCGACACGCGGUAUAUUUAUCAAUGUUUCAAGUGCAAAAAUCUUUAGAGGAUUUGGAGGAUUUUAGGCAACGCAAACAAGUCUCUUUUUGCCUUCGACUGCCGCCUUCGAAGGAAGAUUCAAUCUACUUGCAACGCACUGUAGCGUCUACGCGCCACGCGGUCUAUGCGCGCGGUUACAUAUACACUCGCGAUUGUAAUUGUCACGUGCGAUGGCGAUAACGAGGGGUACACCCGCGAUUGCGGUCGCCGGCGUGCAUCUGACGCGCGCUCUCCCGCCUCCCGGACGGGGAAACCACGCCGGGCGCGGUGCGAGGGCGACGAGACGAAUCGGAUCGGCGUCCCACGCGAUUAUCGCGCGCGGACGCCUCACGGACGUUCUGCGUUCGGGUAUGAGUUAUUCAUACGCCGCGCGGCGCCGUGUGUCCCGCCUGCGUCUGUACACGCGGCGUCAGAGACUGCGUGCUUCGGAAAGCCCCUCCGGAAUCCCGAAGCUCCCUCGUUCGAUCUGGCUCGAGAACCGGGCGCGAAGAGCGACGAUCUCCGCGGGGACCUCCGGGCGAUAAUUCUUGGGCCGAGAUUUACGCGGACACGAGUCCGGCUUGAAAUUUAAGAUCCAAAUAUUGACGCAUCACAUCUGAUUCAGAAAGUCUCGCGUGUCAAAGUUGUGAAGUGAUUUGUAUCGUUUAUACGCGUGCGGACGACAGUUUUGGACGUCGAAGGGCGAUAAGAGAUUCUGCGUUUGAGUAACAUCGGGGCUCUAAGCGCAACACCUUCAGUUAGUAAUUUACCAACAAAUUUGAAAGUUUAUUUACUAGCUGAUACGGCGCUGAUUUGAUCGCCUACAAAAAAUUUGCCGUUUUUAUGCAAUCAUAAUUUUUAAAAAAUCAUUGGAAAGAUCGAUAAUCUGGUCGAAUUUUGGUCCUCGUCUGAGCUUCAUGAAUCGCCCAUCCGAGCGAAACAGACAUUGAGACAAAUAUUUCGAGCGCACCCAUAGUGAUAAUGUUGACGCUAAUCGGCUUAUACACGUGCUUCUGUUUACUCCGAAUUGCGAGCAGCUCGACCUUGACAGCACCCCCUCUGUCGGCUCUAGUAAUUGCAUUUGAAAACGUAUAUGAUCUGUCACUGUUAGCUAAUACCUUGUCGGAUCACGGGAUUGAUGCGACGUUGAUAAUACCAGGAUACGCUGCCAACGAUCUUUACAAUAAGCUGAUAGACGUUGAAGUAUUGCAACUGGAUGUUAGCGCCGAUAAGCCGAUGCACGCUAGCAAACGUUCGCUAGAAGUAUGCGACAGUCUCUUCCGGGAUAAAGAAAUAUUGAAGAGAAUACAAGAAUUUCAGCCUACGUUCACCAUAUUUCCAGCAUUAAGACACGAUGGUUGCUUGGUUCCAUUUGCAAAACAUAUUGAAUCGAUUCCAGUAAUCUGGAUAAAAAAUCCAGAUGAGGAGCUGUAUGCAUUUGAAUGCACUAGAGUUGCUCUGCCGGUGCAUAGUGGUGGAUUUUGGGCAAGACUUUCGACAAGUUUCUCAGGAAGAACCAUAUUUUCCAGUGUUAAAAAUGAUUAUCUAAUUCCCGCUCUACGAUUAGCAACCAAAUAUCUGCCGGACGUUAAUAUCGAUUUGGAGCACCUUUAUUCGGAUGUUCGACUGGUGCUUUGGGCAGGCGAUACAGCGUUACGUUCUGAUUUUGCGCCUUUAACAGAGCUACUUGUGAAGAUCGGCUGUCAUCACUGCAGAGGAGUAUAUCAUUUACCUGAAAAUUUGCAAAAGUCAUUGGUAGAAUAUAGGACGGGUACUAUCGUCGUUCUUCUAGAAGAGAAUUACGAGACGUUAAUACGAGAACUGGCAAAGAAAUUGCCUCAAGGCAGGGAAGGUCAAGCUGUCAUAUGGCGGAAUAAGAGCAAUACAAACGUCGCCAGGCCGGAAAAUCUGUUCAUUGACGAGGACGUCGAUCGGCAAGACUUGAUAGGUUACAGCCGAACCCGAAUGGUGUUGAGUCAUUGUACCGAUACGGAAUUCCUGGAAGCCGCCUUUCACAGGACGCCUCUGAUAUGUCUGCCGAGGGACGCCCACGAGUCUCGCAACGCGGCCCGCGCGGUCGAGUUGGGCUUCGCGCGUUCCACCGAGGCCGCGAACGAUCACGCCUCCGCCGUGGAGAUCGCGCAGAUAGUGAACGAGAUCCACGAGACGGUGGCGUAUCGUGAAAGUGCGCGGAAGGUCUCCGUGGCGAUGCGCGACCAACUGAACCCACCGUCGGACAGGCUCGUCUAUUGGCUGGGCUAUAUCGCGAGGACGAAAGACGACACCGAGAAGUUCCACAGACCGAAGAGUCAGGCGAGGACGCUCACGGAGGACAUUCAAUUGUUCGUCGGCCUUCUGGUAGGUGUGAUCAUCGGGAUCGUCUGCACGGGCAGCGCGGUCGUCGCGCGAUAUCUCGUCACGGCUAACAAAGUGCAAAUAUCAAAGGGACGUUACAAGCAAUAGAGUGCGUUCCACUGAGACUCGACUUGACAUACGCAUGCAUGGACAUUUUCCGUAUAUACAUAUAUAUACAUAUAUAUUUUUAUUUAUAUAAAUGCACGUAGAAUACAGGUACAUACGAAUACAAAGGUUUUACGAGCUAGGAGUUAUCUCAUAGUUAGCGAAGAGACAUUUUUUACUAUUAUUAUUACUAUUAUAUAUUAUUACGAGAACACCUUCUCAUAAUUUGACUGAAAAGGACUACAAAGGUCUAAUGAAGGGUGAUGUAGAUUAUCGUGAAGAAAAUAAAUUACAGUUUGUCAAUACUGAAUUCUGUAUGUCGUUGGCACGAGCGUAUUCCCUCGUGUUUUGCGUGUUUUACCGCUAAGUUCUUACAGUAUACGGACGAAUCGCGAUAUCCACUACGUUACUUAAGGCCGUAUCCUAAAGAAAUAAAAGAGACGAGGUAUGCAACCUCACGAAAUAACACGUUUAAUGAUUUAUGUCCAUAGAAUAUAUUCGCAAUAAUGCGAAGUAUCUUACGAGUGAAUUCAUCGAGUAAGCGUUUGUCCACUAAUUAAUUAGAUCUGUGGAGUAGUAAUUUCAUAUUCGCAGAAAUUUAAUAAGCACAUUCCGCACACGUGUCUGUAAUUGGCAUAAUACCAUAAUAUGCAUGCGUAUAUGAUGGUACUAUGUAACGUACGCGAAUAAUCCCUUCCGAUAAUUCGAGUGAAUUAUUUCAGCAGAUUAUUUGAGAAGUUGCAGAUUCCCGUUUAUAAGACAUUGCGUAAUAUUUAAUAUUUAUAGCUAUAAAAUAAUAAGCAUAUAUCUAUUGUAUAUAUCUAGGCCUUUCAAAAUAAUAAUUGCGCGAUGCGUUAUAAUGCUACUACAAUUUCGGCCGAAGAGAAUGCGCGAGAAAUCUCGCGUGUAAUUCGUUGUGAGCUUAGUGUGUCCGCUGGUAUGGGCAGGGGAGGAGGGGGAUCCGAAAGAUUCGUAAAUGACUAGACUGCCGACUUUAACUGGCGCGGCAUGCGAUAAAAAGCGGUAUCAUAUGUAUAUUAUAUAUAUAUUAUCGUCAUAUUAAAUAUAUAAAAUAGUGACGGUGAGAGAGAGAUAUAUAAUCACGGAUAAUGGGAUAAGAGUAUUUCGUGUGGAACUCUGAAAAAACGCAACGCGGAAGAUUUUUUUUUUUUCAUCCCUAAACGAAGCCUAAGCGCGAAACGCCUAUAUGUAUAUACAACGACGAUUACGGACGUAAAGAGUCUAGAAAAAACAGUGAGACGAUCUAUUUACAUUCAUUGGCAGUAUUGUUCCCGAUUCGUGGCGAGUCAAGGG
This is a messenger RNA of Wasmannia auropunctata (little fire ant), 3898 nucleotides long. Its product is annotated as UDP-glucuronosyltransferase 2C1-like. Gene Ontology annotation, molecular function: UDP-glycosyltransferase activity. The transcript is spliced from 5 exons. The record is from RefSeq and is a predicted model, not a curated record. The coding region runs from base 1106 to 2587 and encodes 493 amino acids. Lineage: Eukaryota; Metazoa; Arthropoda; Insecta; Hymenoptera; Formicidae.